GUGACGCAAAAUUAAACUAGACAAAUACAGUCAUAUACAUUUAAAACAAAACCUUUCUUUCAGGGAGUGUGUUAAUCUUUUUCCUAAACGUAAUCUGAACAUAAUGAGUCGUGUUGGUGUUAGCUGUAGCCCUUCUAGACAACCCCCCCGGUUGCCAUGGUAACCCAGUCUCCUGCCGCCGGGCGCGCGCUGCAGUGAGUCAGUGAGCAGCAGAGAGACAGAGGACAGACGGGGAGUCACCGACAGAGACCGACGGACCGGAGACACUACGGACACAGUAACUACGGUAACCGUUAGCCUGUUAGCCUGUUAGCUUUCCCGCAGCUGCUGAGACCCUCACACACCAUUACUGAGACUGAUGACGAGCAACGGCCGCGGUGUUGCUUCAGCCUGACAGACUCCAACUUAUACAGAUGGGCGUCCUCUCUGACUGUCAGACUGCUCAGCUGAUCUGGAUUCAGUCAGCUGACAGUUGAACUUACCUUCCUGGUUCAGGUGAAGACGGCAGCCAGUAGGAUGAGUCUGCUGAAGGGGGCGGAGCCUGGACCAGAGAUGGAUACCAAGGUGCAGACCUGGGCUCCGUCUCUUGAGGAACUGGAGUGUAAGAUCUGCUUCAGCCGCUACGACGCUCGCAGCCGUAAACCCAAACUGCUGCGCUGCCGACACCUCGUCUGCGCCCGCUGCCUGAAGAAGAUGGUCAACAUGGGAGAGUCCUCGCCGUGCAUCAUCAGCUGUCCAUUCUGUCGCCAUGAGACCCGCGUCCCCGACGAUGAGGUGUGGCUGAUGGAGGACGACCGCUACAUGCUGGCUGUCCUGUCCCAUCAGGAUCAAUUCAAGAGAGGAGAAGAGAUGCUGCUGAGUCCCCACAGUCUCCCCGGCGGCAGCGUGGACUCAGACUUUAUGCUGAUCUCAGUCAUGGCGCUCACCGAGGACUCUCCGAGCAUGCUCAGUCUGUUUCGGCCGACCGGCCGCGACUUGAUGCCCGCCAACCUGCCGGUGAACAAGUUUGGCACCUGGAAGUCCUGCAGCGUCCCCCGCUGCCUGCUGGGAGCACUCUGCCUGGUGUACUUCAGUUCUCUUCCUCUGGGGAUCUACCUGCUGAUGAUUGGUCGGUUGUGUCUCGGCGUUGCCAUGGUGAGUCUGGUUCCCUCCACGCUGCUUCUGCUCGUCCUCUACGGCUUCUGUCAGUGCGUGUGCACGGAGCUGUGCACGGUGCUGAGGGAGAAACUCGCCGCGUGCACGCACUUGCUGCCAUGACGACGACGACAACAACAACACAUCCAGGAUGAAACACUGCAGAAUUUAUUUAUUUAUUGUAAAGAUAUUUAACUUUUAU
Molecule: messenger RNA, 1336 nt
Organism: Perca flavescens (yellow perch)
Lineage: Eukaryota; Metazoa; Chordata; Actinopteri; Perciformes; Percidae
Product: E3 ubiquitin-protein ligase RNF182
Exons: 8
Coding region: 517-1257 (246 amino acids)
Source: RefSeq, a predicted model, not a curated record